Scleropages formosus (Asian bonytongue) is the source of this 4233-nucleotide messenger RNA. RefSeq names its product R3H domain-containing protein 1-like. The transcript has 27 exons. The coding region runs from base 434 to 3910 and encodes 1158 amino acids. Gene Ontology annotation, molecular function: nucleic acid binding. NCBI's taxonomy places the organism in Eukaryota, Metazoa, Chordata, Actinopteri, Osteoglossiformes, Osteoglossidae. The record is from RefSeq and is a predicted model, not a curated record.
CGGUCACGUGCCUCGCGCCGCCUUUGUCCCGCCUCUGGCGGUCCCGGAUUCAAUGCCUCGCCUCGGCCAGCUUCCAAGCAAGCCAAGUGUGGCUUAUACCGCCUGAGUAAAGAAUAUCAUCAUAUAUAUAUAUUUAUUCAUCUCUUUAUUUAUAGUUUUAAAAAUCACAAAGCCGUGACACCCUUUAUGCGCGUGGUCCCCGCGGGGUAUGAGCAGCUUAUCGAUGGGCAGCAUGGCUCCAAGCCAGACCCUGUACUGGUGACGGGGGACAUGGGAGUCUUCCUCAGGGCAUCCAGGCUUAGAACAAGUGACCACCCCGGGGACGGCAUCAAUCAGGAUCGAGGGUCCAGCUUCUUCGCCUGCAGGACACCUCCACAGGGCAGUGUGUAUCAGGUUCCGGGCUUUUGGUAGACACUCCGAGCAGCCUCCUCUAAUGAGGAUGUCUGAUACUGUUGCUGUGAAAGCAGCGACUGAGACCAUGAGAGUUCCAGAGGUUGAAGAGAGCAACUUGAUGCACCAGGAGAGGCUGGCAAGGUCAGGGAGCCAGCAGAACGUCGAUCCUGAUAAGGAUGAAAGCAGCUGUGAUGGCAAGGGCGACACCCAGAGGCAAACUGUAAACCCUGGACAGACAGCAAAGAGGUCCAAGUCUAACGCAAAGUUAAAGUUAGUCCGGAGCCUGGCUGUGUGCGAAGAGCCCUCACCUCCCCCUAGCACUGAGCUGCCACAAGAACACCAGGACAAAACCCAGUUCUCCCAGUCGUUUGACAAAGAACAGGGGAGCAAGGAUGAAGGCGAGAAGGAGAAAAGCACAGAUAAGCCAGGGAAGUCUGAGAAAAUGCCACGGAAGAUGCUGUCAAGAGACUCAAGUCAGGAAUACACAGACUCAACUGGCAUCGAUCUCCACGAGUUCUUAGUGAACACUUUGAAAAACAACCCCAGGGACAGAAUGAUGCUGCUGAAGCUGGAGCAGGAUAUUCUUGAUUUUAUCAGUAAUAAUGAGAGCCAGAAGAGAAAAUUUCCUCCCAUGACAUCGUACCACAGGAUGUUGCUGCACAGAGUGGCUGCCUAUUUCGGACUAGAUCACAAUGUUGACCCCACUGGAAAGUCUGUCGUCGUCAACAAAACCAGCAACACAAGAAUUCCCGAUCAGAAGUUUUCGGAGCACAUAAAUCCGGACAAAACGGAUGAUUUCCAGAAGCGGUACAUCCUUAAGAGAGAGAACGCCAGCUUGGACAAGGAUGACAAUGUGAUGCGCAUGCGACUGAAGGAGGACAGGAGGAGCAAAUCCAUAGAGGAGCGAGAAGAGGAGUACCUACGCGCCAGAGAGAGAAUCUUCGCACAAGAUGUGAGGCUCAUAGCAGGACAGUUUGGUUCAAAGCCUAGGAGCUACAUGGCAGUGCAUUUGUUGAUGAUGGGUCAAGAUGGCUUCCCAUUAGAUAAAAGGAUCCAGGAGGAUGAUGCAGCCAACAGCACAACACAGCAGAGGCGGCAGAUUUUUAGAUCGAAGGAGAGCCGGUCGGCAAACAGCCGGCAAAGCAGUUCAGAGAAUGAGGCCAGAUACUCGGAGCCGCGGCCAUGGAGCAGCACAGACUCCGAGAGCUCCAACCGCAACCUGCAACUGGCUAUGACCAAGGCCAGCAGCUUCAGCGGAAUCUCGGUCCUGGUUCGUGGCGACAGCUCAGCCAGCAGCAAGAGCGCCGGUCGGCUCUCAAAAACAGGUUCUGAUUCUUCUAGUAGCGUAGGGUCGUCCACCGGUUCUCUCUCUUGCUCCCAGCCGCUCUUGGCUGCCCCGGCUCAUACCCGGGCCAGCCAGACCACGACUGCUCCUGUGGCCUACCCUACCAUCAGCGCCAGUACCUCUGUGUCCUAUGAGGCAGGCCGGACCACUCCGAUUGCGCCCACCGCUAACACUAGCUACUUUUUGCUUCCACUGGAAGCUGCAGGGAUACCACCUGGCAGUGUUCUGGUGAACUCAAACACAGGUCAGCCUUUACUGAGUGCCGAUGGAGGCGCAGUGCUCUAUGCCCCCACUGAGGCUCCCCAGCAGGGUAGGACCCAGCAGCCGCUGCCUUCCCCUAUGGUACCACCCCCAGCACCGCCCAGCCAGCACCUGCACCAGCCCUUGAACCACAUGCUCCCUCAGCCGAUGGGGUCCGUUCACCCCCCAGCGCAGCCUGUCCUGUACUCGGCACUUUCGUACCCACCUCCGCUCCUGCCUAUGUCCCCUAACCAACCAUACACUGUGCCAGACAACCUGGGAUCCCAGUUCAGCCACAUGAGCCUAGCCCGGCAGCCGUCCGAUGGCCCUGACGCUCACGCUGCCGUGUACCCCCCCUCGAUGGUGCUUCAGCCCCCUCAACAGGGGGGCUACGUGGUGCCCCCUCCUGGCCAGCCCAUUGCAACCCCAGCCUACUCAGUGUCCGGUCCCCCGGCAACCCAGCCUGUCCUACAGCAGCGGGCGUACAUGCAACAGAUACCCGGCUGUCACUGCGCUCCGGGCAUGUACCCUCACAGCCCAACAUAUCGGCCUGUCGCUGCAGUGCACUACAGCGGGCCACAAAGCCAGCCGCCACCCCCACCCCCAGUCGCCCAGCAGUCAGGCUUCCUUGCUGUGAUGCCCAGUCAGCUGCAGGGUUUCCAGAGCAUGGUGGGAGUCCAGCAGUCUCUGAGCCAGAACCUUGUCAGCUCUCAGCCUGGUGGUGUGGGAAGUCAGAUGCAAGGCAUGAUGGUGCAGUACCCACCAAUGCCACCUUACCAGGUCUCUGUGCCCCAGGGUUCCCAGGGUGUCAGUCAGCAGACGUACCCACAGACGAUCAUCAUCCCUAGCCAGUCUGGCCAGGGUCACCAGCCUGUUCCUGGUGUGCAGGUCUACUACAGUGUGGUCCCACACACUCAGCAGAGUGCCAUGAGCUCUUCUAUGGGCUUCCUACCCCCUCCUGGGUCAGAACAGAUGCCCUUUCCCCGGACCUCCCCACCCUGUGGCUCCCAACAGAUGCCCGGGCAGCAGUGCACAGGUGUCCCCCAGACUCAUGGCAAUGGGGUGCUCAUGAUGCAGCUGAUGCUGCCCCCCAACCACCAGCCCCGGGCGCACUCGCCCCCCCAGUGGAAACACAAUAAAUACUACAGCCUAGACCACCAGAGGAGCCAUAAAUCGAUCGAACUCGCUACCCUCGACUCCUUGCAGAGCAGUCCCCAGCUGGGCAGCCCGUCUUCCUCCCCUGCCCAGUCGCCCACUCCUGCCCACUUGACCAACAUGAAGAACAUUCGUCCCAGCCUGGCAUCAAUACCCAUCAUGCCUCAGUUUGCCAGGCCCAUCAUCUCCGGACAAGGUGAUGGUCGCUACCCCUUGCUUGGACAGCCUCUUCAUUACAACCCUCCCAUUCGACCUCCCCUGCUCCACGGCCCCCAGAUGUUUCCCAGUCAUCAGAAACACCUAUCAUCCACACAAGCUGCAAGUCAGCAGGCCCUCAGGCUCCUCUGUUCUUCAGGGUCCCACAGGGGUCCGGCACGGUGGCCGAGGAAGGAGACCGACAAAGAAGGCGCUCUCCACAGACCUCAGCUGAGCAGCAGAGUGCUGGAGGUGACUGACCUGCCGGAGGGGAUGCGUCGGGCCGAGGUGGACUUGCUGUUCGCCGAGCUGCGCAGAACGGGCGCUUCCAUCAAGUGGGUGCCGGACCACCAGGCCGCACGCUCCCACCGCGGGCCCGGGGAGAGCGGCGGCGGUGCCACUGAGGGCUCCAAGACCGCCUGUGACCUGGCGAAAGACUACACCAUCCUAGCCCUGUUUCCCUCCCGACACUCAGCGCAGAGUGCCCUCCUCAACCACAGUGGUGCUCUGACUGCGUUCAAACUCAGAACUAGCAAGAGACACUGGGAGAUUCACAGCCUGGAGAGGUCAAGUUCCCAGUGACAUUGCCCCUCACCGCCCCGCACUGCCAUGCCUCACUUCCUGCCACUUCCUCUCCAUUCCCCACUUCCUCUCCACCGAUCACUUCUUGCCUCCAACACUGCCCAUGUUGUGAUCACUUAUGGACUUCGGCUGUAUAAUUUUGGGUUUGCACUCGAAUUGUAAAAACUUCCUUUGCCUUUGUACCGUUCCUGCGAGUUCAGAAUUAACCCCCCCCGCGAAUAUUCGUAAACAAGAGUUUGACACGUCCACCUCUUCCCGGCCUUGAUUUGAACAUGAAACGGCAGCACUUUUUUUUUUUUUUUUUUUUUUUUUUUUUUUUUUUU